Zingiber officinale is the source of this 1593-nucleotide messenger RNA. Its product is annotated as probable isoprenylcysteine alpha-carbonyl methylesterase ICMEL1. The record is from RefSeq and is a predicted model, not a curated record. Bases 54 to 1379 code for a protein of 441 amino acids. The transcript has 11 exons. NCBI's taxonomy places the organism in Eukaryota, Viridiplantae, Streptophyta, Magnoliopsida, Zingiberales, Zingiberaceae.
GGUGACCAACAGUCAAAAUCCCUUGAGGAGCGACCCAGUCAGCGAAGUGGGUGAUGCCGUCCGAUUUGGAGCUUCUCCCGCGCUUGCCCUCGCCGUCUCCGGUCGGCGAGGCGGAGGAGAGGACCUCGUCCCCCUCCGCGUCAUCCGCUGCUCCGGAGGACGCCAGGCCUAUUCUACUACGAGCGACGCCGCAGGCUGGAGGGGGCGGCGGCGGCAGCAGCAGGAGGAGGAGAAACGCUAAUGAAUCCUCGCUCCGUCCCUUGCCCUCCCAAACCAGAAGAAGCCAAUCGUUCGGGCGGGAGGUCAGCCACGCCGCUGCUGAGACUUACCUCCUCACACGCCUCGCAAUCACCCUGCUCCGAUAUCUCGGAUUGGGAUAUAGGUGGAUCACAAAGUUUCUUGCCCUGGUUUGUUAUGCAACUCUUCUUAUGCCUGGUUUUGUCCAAGUUGGAUACUAUUAUUUUUUCUCAAGUCAGGUUCGAAGAAGUAUCGUUUAUGGAGAUCGGCCAAGAAACAGACUAGAUCUGUAUUUGCCCCUUAAUGUUGAUUCUUUGAGACCAGUUGUGGUAUUCAUAACAGGAGGAGCAUGGAUUAUUGGCUAUAAAGCUUGGGGUUCACUUCUUGGACGGAGAUUAGCAGAAAAAGGCAUCAUAGUGGCAUGCUUAGAUUACAGAAAUUUUCCUCAAGGGACCAUCAGCGAUAUGGUGGAGGAUGUCUCCGAAGGCAUCUCGUUUGUGUGCAAAAAUGCUGAGUGUUAUGGUUGUGAUCCAAAUAGGAUUUAUUUGAUGGGACAAUCUGCUGGUGCACAUAUUGCUGCUUGUACUAUUCUGAACCAGACAAUAAAAGAAAGUGGAGAAAAAGAGAGCAUUACAUGGUCCGUCUCACAAAUAAAAGCAUACUUUGGAAUAUCCGGCGGGUACAAUAUGCUCGAAUUAGUGGAUCAUUUCCAUAGGCGUGGUCUGUACCGGUCUCUAUUCUUAAGCAUAAUGGAAGGCGAGCAAUCCUUGUGGCAAUUUUCUCCUGAGAUUUUAGUCCAGGAUCCUAGCAUUAAACAUGUUGUAGCUUUGAUGCCUCCAAUCAUCCUGUUUCAUGGAACAAGUGAUAAGUCUAUACCAUCAAAUUCCAGUGAAAAAUUUGUCCAUACACUUAAAGAUGUGGGAGCUAAAGCCAACUUUGUCAUGUACGAUGGAAAAACUCACACAGAUCUGUUUCUUCAGGAUCCUCUUAGAGGUGGUAGGGAUGAACUUCUGGAGGAUAUAAUUAAAGCCAUUUAUGCUGGUGAUGAAGUCGAAUGUGCCAAUCUUGCUCUAACACCAUUGCCACGCCGCCUUGUUCCGGAAUUCAUGUUGAAGCUGGCUCAUAAAAUAAGUCCCUUCUAGGAAUUUGUUUUCCAAUUUUAUAUGGUAAUCCCUAAACAACUUGUCACUGUCAUUACCUUGAAUUCUAUUUUGAUAUAAAAAAUAUAAUGGCAAAUUAGGAAAUAGUCCAUCCUUGAUUUUUUUUAAUCGGAAGUCUUCUUUUGCCAUUUCUUCUUUUUUAUUUUCAUAUUUUAUGGAGUAAGAAUGCGAUAAGAAAUAAAUUGCAUUCACCUCA